CCCAUUUUGCUAAACCCACCAAUAUAUAGAGCUCUCUUGUUCUUCCUAUACAAUUCUCGUUUUGCCUUUUCCCUCCCAAACAGACCCAUUUGCUUUCUUUGUUACUUUCUUUGUUUCUGGGUUUUUUCUUGAAUGCUGAUUCUUUCCGUGACCCAGAUUCCCAAUCUCCCAAAAUCUUAAGUCAUUCUUUACCUUGCUGCAUUCUUAGAAAACGAACCCAUUUUCUUGAACAAGCUUUGUUCUCUGUGUUUUUAACCUCCCCAACUAGUUUUCAUCUCUCUAAAUUCACCAGCUUUGUGAGUUUAACCCCAAAUUCCCAGAGACGUCAACAUGUUUGGGUUCAGAAAACCCAAAUUCACCACUAAAUGCAAAACUGAUAUAAAGAGCAUCAAGGUGAGGCUUGAGGCGAUUAAGAAGAAGAGGAACUCUGUGCUCAAGUACUUGAAGAAUGAUGUUGCUGAUCUUCUCAAGAAUGGCCUUGACAUUAAUGCAUAUGGGAGGGCUGAGGGAGUUCUGGUUGAGCACAAUAUGUCCGUCUGUUAUCAACUAACUGAGAGCUUUCUCGACUGUAUCCUGAGUAAUCUUUCUCAAAUGCAGAAUCAGAGUGAAUGUCCUGAGGAGUGCAAGGAAGCUGUUUCAUCUGUGAUAUAUGCUGCAGCAAGAUUUUCUGAUUUGCCAGAACUGCGUGAUCUCAGAAAUAUGUUCACUGAAAAAUAUGGAGAUUCCAUACAAGCUUUUGUGAAUAAAGAGUUGGUGAACAAGUUCAAGUCAAAGCCCCCUACGAAGGAGAUGAAGGUACAAUUAAUGCAUGACAUUGCGAAAGAACACUCAAUCGAAUGGGACUCCAAGGCUCUUGAACAAAAGCUCUUUACACCACCUCCAACAGACAAGGCGGAGACUACACAUGGUUCUCAAUGUGACAGUGAUGAUGAUAUGUACAGAUCACAGAGAAAGGAUAAUGUUCAUUCUAAGAGAAAAAAUAAGGGUGAUGGAGACAGACAGAGGUUUGUAACUGGUGAUACUGAAUACAAGCUGCAUAGCAGUAGCGAUGAUGAAGCAACAGAUAUGUCCCAUGAUGGCCGAAUGCCUGCUUCAAGUUCAGUAGGAAGUAGAUCAGAGGAUGAAGCAGAAAACAAGGUGCCCUCUUCCUAUAAAUUCACUCCGCCUCCUUACUACAAACCAAAGCCUCAGAAAAAAGAAAGUGCCUUUGAGGAACACAGGAAGGUGAAUAGUAAUGCUGAAGACAAUGCAAAACCAAGGUCAGUUAGGAAAACCCCAAGACCACCUGCAGGUAGUGACCCGAGGGAUGAAGAAGAGAGGGUAAUGGAUGGGCUUUUGAUGCAUUACAGUCGGAAACAGUCACCCUAUGACAGAAGCAACAUGAAGGGAAGUCUGAAACCUCGCAACAACCAAUCAGAUGAUGAUACUAGGCAUAGAAGCAGCAUGUCUGAAAGAAAUUCCCCAGCUGGCAGAGCAGCAUCUCUUCCACCACCAGAGCCAUCAGCUUCACCUGAGGAAACAAAAAGGAGUGCUCAAGCCAGUUCCUUCCAACCAGAGGCACAUGUACACCCGAGACUACCAGAGUAUGAUGACUUGGCAUCCCGGAUUGCAGCUCUUAGAGGAAUAUAAUGCAUUGAUAGCUUAAAUUGCAGCUCUUGCAAUAAACAUAGAAGAAGGCCAGCAUUAGAAGUGUGUUGUAAAAAUUUACUAGGUCUAUGUCUGGUAUCAUCAUAUCUACUAUAGGGACUCAUAGUCAUCAUUCAGUAGUUUACUCCAUCACAUCUGAUUGUAGACAUCCUCAA
Messenger RNA from Argentina anserina (silverweed cinquefoil), 1802 nucleotides. RefSeq lists its product as uncharacterized. NCBI's taxonomy places the organism in Eukaryota, Viridiplantae, Streptophyta, Magnoliopsida, Rosales, Rosaceae. The record is from RefSeq and is a predicted model, not a curated record. Gene Ontology annotation, biological process: protein transport. Bases 331 to 1629 code for a protein of 432 amino acids. The transcript is spliced from 6 exons.